ACACACACACACACACAGCUGACAUCUUACAACAUAUACAUUUCCGACACGGACCGUCCCCACCCCUAUACACAUCUUUAGCACGGCACGGCUCGACUCCACUCAUUGCCACAGCCAGCUCGGGCCCUCCUCCAGGGCUGCGUGAGCCGGUGUUUGAUUGGAUUAGAGUCGGCUAGCCUUUGCCCUCUAACCUCGCUGAUGUUGGUUGGCUGCUUCCUGCUACCUCCGCUCCUCCUGACCCACUCAGCCGCACGGCGAGGCGCCCUGCACUGACACAGCCGACCGAGACAAGCUGCUACUGCCAGACCAGCGCCGAGCCGAGUCGAGCCAAGCCACAGUACACACAGAGGCAGACGGAGGAAAAGCACGGGAGCCAUGCGGAGGAAAUCAAGGUUAUUGUUGUGUUUUGCGGUGCUGUGGGUUCUAGGAAUAGCCUACUACUUCUACUCGGGGACUGCGCUGAACCGAAAGGAUGACUGGGCCUCCAGUGACGUGUCAAGUAGGAGCAAAGCUCGCAGCUCUGAUGAUAAAGCUCAUGGUCUGGAGACUCUGCCACCAGGUAAGGUGCGCUGGCAGGAUUUUGACCAGGAUCUAUAUGUUGGAGCCACGGUGGUCCGGCCCGGUCAGGAUCCAUAUGCCAGGAACAAGUUCAACCAGGUGGAGAGCGACAAACUCCGAAUGGACAGAGCCGUGCCGGACACAAGACAUGACCAUUGCAGACAUAAGCAAUGGAUGUCGGAUCUACCAGCCUCCAGUGUGGUCAUCACCUUCCACAAUGAAGCGCGCUCUGCUCUGCUGCGGACUGUGGUCAGUGUUUUAAAGAAAAGUCCUGUUCACUUAGUCAAAGAGAUCAUCCUGGUUGAUGACUACAGCGAUAAUUCCGAGGACGGAGCGUUGCUGGGGAAGAUUGAGAAAGUGCGCGUGUUGCGGAACGACCGCAGAGAAGGACUUAUGCGUUCGAGAGUGCGUGGUGCAGACGCCGCUACGGCGCCAGUACUCACCUUUUUGGACUCUCACUGUGAAUGUAAUGACCACUGGCUAGAGCCGCUGCUGGAGAGGGUGGCUGAGGACAAAACCAGAGUAGUUUCUCCGAUUAUCGAUGUCAUCAACAUGGACAACUUCCAGUAUGUAGGUGCCUCAGCUGAUCUGAAAGGAGGUUUCGACUGGAACUUGGUGUUUAAGUGGGACUACAUGACUCUGGACCAGAGACGGGCGAGACAAGGCAACCCCAUUGCUCCAAUAAAGACUCCAAUGAUAGCUGGAGGUCUAUUUGUCAUGGAUAAGGAUUACUUUGAGCUGCUGGGAAAGUACGACAUGAUGAUGGAUGUUUGGGGCGGAGAGAACCUGGAGAUCUCAUUUCGUGUGUGGCAGUGUGGUGGCAGUCUGGAAAUCAUCCCCUGCAGCAGAGUCGGCCACGUCUUCAGAAAGCAACAUCCAUACACCUUCCCCGGCGGCAGCGGGACUGUGUUUGCGAGGAACACAAGGAGAGCGGCAGAAGUGUGGAUGGACGAGUAUAAAAACUUCUACUAUGCUGCCGUCCCGUCAGCCAGAAACGUCCCCUAUGGAAAUAUCCAGAGUCGUAUGGAGAUGAAGAAGAGAUUAGGCUGUAAACCAUUUAAAUGGUACCUGGAGAAUGUUUACCCUGAACUGAGGGUCCCGGAUCACCAGGACAUCGCGUUUGGAGCUUUGCAGCAGGGAGGAAAUUGUCUGGACACACUGGGUCACUUCGCCGAUGGCGUGGUGGGCGUGUAUGAAUGCCACAAUGCUGGUGGAAACCAGGAAUGGGCCCUGACCAAGGACAAAUCAGUCAAACACAUGGACUUGUGUCUGACUGUGGUGGACAGAGCAGCCGCUUCUCUCAUCAAACUACAGGGCUGUCGAGAAAAUGACAGCAGACAGAAAUGGGAACAGAUCGAGUCCAACUCGAAGCUUCGUCACGUGGGCAGUAACCUCUGUCUGGACAGCCGCAGUGCCAGGAUGGGCGGACUCACUGUGGAGGUGUGCAGCCCCAGCCUUAACCAGCAGUGGAAGUUCACCCUCAACUUACAAUCAUAGGGGGGGAAGGGGGCGCUGCAGAGACCAGGCAGAGUUGAAUGCUCAGUAGAGACACCAACUGACUCUGAGACGUGGUUAAGAAGAUGGACUGAAGGAAACUUGAUGGAUAAAUGGAUAUUUUUUGCUCCUCCUCAGAGGUGCAGCCAGUCAUGCACCCUUCUCCCCCACCAGAAAACUAUGGGCCAUGUCCUCCUGGGGGAGAGGCUUGCAGAUGUUGUGGAGUAAUCUGUCUGUGAUGGAUGGAUGGAUGGAUGGAUGGACGGGUGGGUGCUGAAGUGAUGACCACGAUGAGGAUCAUAGUGACAGAGAGGUUUUCCACCCAAACUACAUACCUCAGUGUUUUUCAUUGAUGGUUCCAGAAGAAAAUGUUGAGUGAUUUUUUUUUUUUUCUUUUUUUACUUUUACUUUAUUUGACACUGAUAAAAUCAAACUCUUUUUACAUUGUAAUUGUUAUAUUUUAUUAAUAUUUUAUUCCUUGCUCUUAAAUCUUUACGGGGUUUCACAGGAGCUUUUUUUUUUUGUUCUUGGACGAAUCGGAUGUUGGUGGUGUUGCUCCUUUCCUGUGCUCUCUAGUUGGUUUUUUCACACCGAGCUGGAGCCUGCGGCAGCAGAACGAGGCCUCAGCUUGUGCUUUUGGUUUGGUUUGGGUAUGGAGUGAUCUGAAGGGAAGAAAAUGGGCUCAGUUCUUUGAGCUUCUCCUCUUGUUUACUUUCAUUGGUUAACAGGAUCAACAGAGAAAAGAGUGGAGAGGAAAAAUGCUGUGUGUACUUCUUUGUUUUAUUUUUUUUUUCUCUUGGGGAGGGAGCAGGGUUCAGGGAGGAGCAUCUGCUCUCUGGACAGGGCCUGACACCAGUUUGGCCCCGAAGAGCACGGACUGAAACCAGGAAGUGUCUUUAAGCUCAUCAUAAAGAUUUACUGUCUUCAGGCUGCAGCACUGGCUGCUACAGCACCUUCACUUUUUUGUCUCUAAAGAAAACACACAGAAAAUAAAUCGCUUUCCAGUC
Molecule: messenger RNA, 3059 nt
Organism: Solea senegalensis (Senegalese sole)
Lineage: Eukaryota; Metazoa; Chordata; Actinopteri; Pleuronectiformes; Soleidae
Gene: galnt2
Product: UDP-N-acetyl-alpha-D-galactosamine:polypeptide N-acetylgalactosaminyltransferase 2
Exons: 16
Coding region: 376-2055 (559 amino acids)
Cellular component (GO): Golgi apparatus
Source: RefSeq, a predicted model, not a curated record